GGAUGAAAAUGAGACUGUUUUGGAAGGAAGAAAUGGUUGUUUUAUCCGCCGCUUCAACAAGAAAAUGACUGGAAGCAGCCGUCCUUGUAGCUGAUCGCACUUUUUUGCUUUUCAGAUUCAAAGAAAAUGUCAGAGAACCCAAAAGUUAUUGGGAUGAAAGAGGAUGGAUCCCCUAAAUUCCCCUUCACUUGGUUCUCUUUUCUUCCCAAGUUCGACCUCCGAUUGCCGCUUCCGAUCAACGGCGGCAAGAAACCGCCGGCUACGGUGAUGGAUGAACGUCCGAAGGACGACGACGGUGCUCAGAAGCCGGAGUUUGUGAGGUUUCCUAAAGCAAACUUGGCCGUUCCUUCGGUGGAGGUUGAAGCCGAUGUCUCCGGCAAGACUUCCAAUCCGGCGGUCAUCUGGCAGGUAUAUGCCCUGGGAGGGUUUCUAAUUUUGAGUUGGGCAUGGGCAAGAUGGAAGGAGAGAAGGCCUAAAAGACGUUCAGAUGAUGACGAUGAGAACGAGGAUUCCAGGGAUACCUAGUUGUGUGUUUUGCCUUGAACAGCCCUUAAUAAAUGUUGAUGAAGAUACUUUUUAGUGUUAGAAUCGAUCUCGAGCUCAUACCAUUGUAAUUUCAAGUUAAUCAGUCAUUUCCUGACCUGACCCUUUGUCAAUCCUUGAAUAUGAUCUUAUUUUGAAGUUGAAGCUGUCUCAUUGAGAUUCUCUAUUGAUGCGACAGCUACAAUGUUUAGUGUUAAUAAGAGGCUUCCUGCUUGCG
This is a messenger RNA of Cucurbita moschata (crookneck pumpkin), 760 nucleotides long. RefSeq lists its product as uncharacterized. The coding region runs from base 127 to 525 and encodes 132 amino acids. The transcript is spliced from 2 exons. The record is from RefSeq and is a predicted model, not a curated record. NCBI's taxonomy places the organism in Eukaryota, Viridiplantae, Streptophyta, Magnoliopsida, Cucurbitales, Cucurbitaceae.